CCGUCUCCGCUGAUAGUGCCGUCGCAUUCUUCGUCAGAGAUGUGGUACUGGGUGUUCCUCUGGUGUCUCUUCUCCUCGCUCUUCGUGCACGGCGGUGUGGGCCUGCUCAUGUUGGUCAUGCUGCAGCGACACCGCAGGGGGCGAAUCAUCACCGUGGUGAUGGUCAGCGUAGGCUUCCUGGCCUCCCUCUCCGGUGGGGUCGUCACCAGCGCGGCGGUGGCGGGGGUGUACCGCGUGGCGGGAAAGGACAUGGCGCCACUGGAGGCCCUGGUGCUGGGCGUGGGCCAGACCACCUUCUCCGUCAUCAUCUCCUUCUCCCGCAUCCUGGCCACGCUCUGAAGCAGCCCACACACACCCGGCGGACCAAUCACGGAGGAGCCCAGGGACCGGACCCCCGACCCCCUUCUCCCCUACGCCCUCGCUCCGUCGGAGGAGGGGGGCAGCGAGGAGGGUCGACCGGGAUCGACCGGCCGAUGGCAGACUUAAAGGAGGCUCGGGGGUAGCGGAGGACGGGAAGUGGCUUGAGAUACGCCAUAAGGCACGAUCGCCGGAAUGGCGUGUUUGGGGGGUUGGCGGCGGGAUGGAGCCCCCCCACCCUAGUGUCUCCGCUUUGGUGUUACAGCCACAAAAUGAGCCCCUUGUCAACGAUCGGGGGGGGGGGGGAGACUGCUAUCUUUGGCAUCCGUGGCCAGAGUCAAACUAGCAUCUCUGGUCGAUAUGCCAUUCCUAAAGACAUACAGAUACUUUGUGGUCGACGCCACUGACUCUUAAAGGUGUUCUGUUGCACAUGUAGGAAAACCACUAUAAACAGAGGAGACGAAGAGCAUGAGGAAGAUGAAGGUGAUUGUGGGGGUCCUGGGGGGGGUCCUUUGGGGGAUCCCCCCCCCCCAGUGGAUCAAAAUGCACUUUAGGUGCCACUGCGACCACGAAUAAUCCCAGCGAUGAAAGGUCAGGAAACGUGAGAACAACGUUAACAAAUAUUCAUCAGCAAGACGGCCUUCCCCUUAUUACGAUCACCCCUCCCUCUCUGGGUGAUACAGCAUACCUAUGUAACCAACCCUCGAACGAACCCACCAAUCAGCCGCUCCGCAGUGCCAUACGGCGUCCAAUCCAAACUUUUCAACUGCCUGACGCGAGGCGGCUGGGUUUGAGAACCAGCGAGGAGGAGGCCCAGUCAGUCCGGUCCACAUUCAGUUUGUGUCUCAAUAUCAAGGAUGCAUCAUAUAAUGUGCCAAUAUGUACUGCAGGCAUGAAACACGGUCACCAUCAAUGGUUCAUUGUUAUUAUUCUCCUCUAGAGAGGCCAGGUCACCUCGCCCAUGUCCGCACUAAUGCGGAUAGAUUUGAAAACGCUUUUUAGUCCCACCACUUCCAUCCGCACUUAAACAGUGUUUUGAUGAAUCUGCCUGAUGGAUCCAUUUGAAGGUACCGGCAACACGUUGUAGUGUAGCUGGGGGGGAGUCCACUGUAGUAUGACUGUGACGUUGUCCAGACAUUGCUGGCCUGAUGAAGUGGUCUGGGCAUGCGCAUGAGAAGGCAUGAACUGAAACGGAUGGGGAAAUCCCUGUCUGAUUGGGGAUGGACAGUGUUGGGGAAAAACACUAGUGUGGAUGGAAAACCCUUUACUUAAGGUAGAGUUAUGGUUGGACGUCGACGCAACGCAAAGGGGGGUUUACGGACCCGUACGUCCUUACGGCCGUAUCCACCGCAAGGGCCGGACGUAAGCCUCCCAAAAAUUGAACCGAACCGAAGAACCAAAUUUUUGGGAGGCUUACGGCCGGACGUAAACCUCCCAAAAAUUGUAACCUUGCGUCGAGGCGAGGCAGAAGCAAGGGCUGUGAUUGGACCGCUAACGUAAACCUGACCCAACAACCGAAACAGGGUUCAUGACUGCGUCGAAGCGACAUUGCGUUGUGUCAACUCCCAACCCUCCCUCUACGUUGAGCCGGCGAUAGUGUGGACCUGGCCUAGGGUGGAUUUCCUUUGAGGUUUGGAGGUGUGGAGUACAGGGUUGGAGUGGUGCGACAAAUGGUGUGUAGUGGGAAUAGAGUGGAGGGUGCGUAGCCCUUGUUUAUUUUAGUGCGGUGCUGCUUGAGCUGAAACCUUGACGUGCUUUUUUAUUUUUUAUUUCCAAACAGAAAGUGUGAAGUCUGGAGUGAGUGCAGAUUUUACAACAGGGUCGGGAAUCUUGGCCCCCAAUCUGGGAUCGUGGCAUGCUGUUGUUAACAGCGUCCCGGUGGCUGCGAAGCCAUCUUGGAUCUGAGCAUGCUGUUGAUAUAGGAGAAGGUCAAACCCAUUCUGCUGCUUUGCCUUUUUUUCAAAAUAUCCCCCAAUUGUUUUUUAAUGUCGUUUUUUGUGCGUCACCAACCUAAUCGUACCUGUGCUUCUUAAGUUUGACAUUUUGCACUGAGACGUACCGGCCUUUGUUUGGGACCAGUGUGUAGUGAUGCUGUCUAGGCUUGAGCCCACUUCUUACACCGUCCUUCCUCAUUGACAUGCAAGGUAGUACAACUUAUGUCAUCAUUAUAUCCCAUAAUAAUGUCUAUUCAUUUAAUAAGCUUCAUUGGUUAUGACAAAGGCAUUAACUAUAUAUUUACUCUAUAUCUGUGAGGAUUGACAUGCCUGUAACAGUACUCGUUUCUGGUGUUGAAUACCUCGAGAUACUGACUUUUAUUAAUUUUUAACUUUCUGGUUAAGUUGCUUUGACUUGCGCGCUACUACCUACACCUAGUCUAACAAACUAGGCAGUCCCCAGAAUGCAGGUUAGGUUUAUUAUGCCAAAGUUCUUUCUCACAUCCUAGCUUUACUGUCUUGCUUGUUUGAUUGUUAUCCCUGCCGAGAAUGAGUUCUAUGAAUUUCGUUUGAAAAUGUUUGUUUUGCACAAUACUAGCAUGGGGGUGAAAUGGCACCCAGACCUGACCUGUUUUUAAGUUUAUUUCACUGUAAUUUCUGUGACAUUUUCUUACAGAAUAGGUAUGAUAUUUGCAAGCUUUGCGCGCGUGUGUGUGUGUGUUGUGAGUUGUAACUGUACAGGCAAUUGCCGUGCGUGUAUUUGAUUGGGUUAUGUAAUUGACACAACUCACCUUCAGUACCAGUUCAGCACACAGGAGGGCAGUAUUCCAUUGAUUAAACUGCAAAAGUGGUCGGGACCGAAAUUAAGAUUGUGAGCUUGAAAUGAUUCAAAAUUGGUGUUCUGAGCAGAUUUUAAUUUGAAAGAAUGUGUUUUGUUUAUUUUACGUUUGUUUAACGCCCUCAUGUCUGCACAUAAACAACACUGGGUUUCAUUUGAAUGUUUUGGCUCAAUUUCAGGGACCAAAUGUGAGUUAUCUUGGAUGACUCAUCUGUCGUCACAGAAACAAUAUCUAUGUAAAACUGUGUUCGACAGUUGCUGCAUAUAUGGUUCGUAGAUGUUGUGAAACUUGUAUUUCCCCCCUGUAUUCGAUGUUUGGUGUGAUUGUGCAUGUGAGUAAUACUAGCAUUAUGUUUGGUCUAAUUUAAUUUUUAUUCUUGAGUGUUUAAUCAAGAGACCAAGGACCUAAUUUAAAGCAGAGAUGGUUUAACUUCCACGUUUUAGAAAAUAAAAGUCCCUAGAGUAUUAGAGCCAUCAUUUGGGAUUGCUGAGGUAACAAACAAACAUGGCAGGACUUUUCCCUGAAUUUGGAGUUGUCCACCUUUGCCUUAAACUGAAUAAUGGAUACUUGGAAUAUUAUGUUAAAGUCAGACAUCAUUUUGUUAGAUGUCCGUUUACCACUAUUUCUGAGCUUAUUUGGAAUUCAUUUCUCUCCAAACAGAUUCCCAAGCAAUUGUUAAUAAAUUGUUAGCUGUAUCUUGUUAAAGCCCCCACCGUUUGACAGUAUGCUAACAAACUGUCUUGUAAAUACUCUGAGGUAUACUAAGAGGCAAUGUAGCCUAGCUGACAAACCACAGCAAAUUUAACCUUCAGACUAUGUGUUUGUGUUCGAAUUGGAAUUAUUUGAGUUGGGUUACCUGCUUUCAGACUCCUUGAUCAUGCCAUCGUGAAAAAUGGAUUGGAUAUUUACGUUUUGUACGCAGUACCGACACGGCGCACGAAUCAACGAAUACAAACCGUAACCAGGCUUUUUGAAUGGGCACCCGUCAGCAACGAGGAAGACUCCCGCCUCAAUAACCAAUCCCCCAUAGUCUUUUAACUAACACUGCCCCCUUCAGGACAUUGUUGUUGUUCCCCCUCAUUUGAUUGCAUGCGCAAUACAACUCUGAUAAUAUGUGAACGGAUGUCAGACAAUCCAACGAGAGACAGUGUUUGAUUAGAAAAAGAAGAAAAAUUCUCCAAAGUGGCACUUGUAGAUAAUGUAUAAUAUAUUCUUUUUUUAAUUUUGUACCAGCUGAACCGCUGAUGUUUAUAACUAUUGCCUAUUUAUGUACAAAUUGUUCUCUCUGUACAUACUCAACUGUGCGUUGAAAUUAAAAAUGUUUUGCAGUAACAAUUUCAAUUUUCUUA
Molecule: messenger RNA, 4479 nt
Organism: Gadus chalcogrammus (walleye pollock)
Lineage: Eukaryota; Metazoa; Chordata; Actinopteri; Gadiformes; Gadidae
Gene: tmem170b
Product: transmembrane protein 170B
Exons: 4
Coding region: 40-339 (99 amino acids)
Biological process (GO): negative regulation of canonical Wnt signaling pathway
Cellular component (GO): plasma membrane
Source: RefSeq, a predicted model, not a curated record